AUGCAUUUUCUUCUUUUUCUCAUCGCUAUUUGGACGCUGAAAUGUGAGGCACAGCUUAAUUUCAUGUCAUUUCUCGAUCCGGAUAAAAUGGGAAGAAUGGUUCAAUUGGCACAGGAUUUGACAAGAGCUGCUGCUGGAGGAGUCGUCGCAAAUGAAAGAGAUUCUUUACAACGAGCCCGAUCCUCCCAAGAAGCCGUGAACCUGAACGCUCCUCCAUCCGAACUUUUCGCGCAAGGAUUUCAAAAUCUUAUGCUACCAGCAAGGCAGGGCAUUUUAAAUGCAUUGAGCGGGCAGCCAAUUGUCACUUCAACGACAACGACCACCACAACAACAACCACAACAACUAGAUCCUUCACUUUUCCAACAUUUUCUCCGUUUCCCAAUCCGUUUACACCGAAAUCCCCGAAGAAACCUGCGAAACGAAACCCGAAAAAUGCUGGAAAGAAGAAAAUCAAAAUUCUGAAGAAACCCCGUUUCAUAAACGAGUAUGAACCGGAAGAUUUCUCGAAGUCCUCCUCCUAUUCGAGUGAUUACAGUUAUGAGGAAUAUGAUGAAAGUCAAGAAAUCAUGCCAAAACCGAAACCAAAACCAAAACCAAAGCCACAGCAAUGGGGCAAAAAUCGAAAACCCCGAGCCCAAGCGACAUUGUUGCAAAGGAUGGCGAUGAGAACGACAACAACAACGACAAUUCCACCAGCCGAAGCUCCAUCAAUCGAUUCACAACCCGAAACAGCAAUCAUUGAACAGAAUCCAUUCUUGAGAUUAGCCCAGAGUUUCUUGAGAGGCGCUACCGGCUCGGCCACAGACAAUUCGGAUUCCGGUGUUGAGUUACGGCCGACAUUCAAAUCUCCGCCAAGACCCGAGCCCGUUGUACAGCCGGAUAUGAGUGGAUUGCAAGCUGUUGCUCGAGCUUUUAUGGGAAGUCCAUCAAGCGGAAACUCUCCAUCGUAUGCUCAAGGAGUGAACACAUUCGAGACAAGCGGAAUCGCCCGAAGUGCGCCGACGACUGGGACACAGAAAGAGCUUGGGGUGCUCGAUUUCAACAACAUGGCUCGGCUGGCACAAGCGUUUAUGGGCGGCUCGUCUCCAGCUCAACCAUCAUAUUCCGAAACUUCAGCUACAGCCACUGAACCCUUGAAUCUCUCACCACCGACCUCAUUCUCAGCUCCAUCAAAUCCAAAAAUCGGCUUAAUCAAUAGUGGUGCAAGAGCAUUGGGAACACCAAUCAGCGAAACGCCACAAGUGAGCCCUGGUUCGGCGAAUAUGCAAGCAAUUGCUCGUUUGGCUCAAGCUUUUCUCGGGAGUGGGAAUUCGGAAAGUAAAUUAGCGGCUCCACUGAUCGAAACACCGAGAUCUGAGGGAGUGCCCACGUUGACGGAAAAUCCAAAUCCACACGUGCAACAGAAGGCAAUUGAAGGAUUGAGAAGUGUUGCUGAAGCAUUUAUGGGCGGAGCACGAUCAGCAGCUCGAGACUCCUCGACAUCGGCUGCAACUGGUGCAAGAGGCGGGGAAUCCCGUUAUUCCCUUCCAUCAAUCAAAGAUUUUCUCCCAGGAGCUGGCAACAAUUUUGGAUUGCAAAGGGGUGAAGGUUGUCUCCCAUUUCUGUCAGAAGCCAUGCAGCUCGUCUACGGAAAUUGUCAACGCGAAGCCGAUCAAAAAGCCUUCGACACGUGGGGAAAUGAAAUUAAAAACGCGAUUCUCGAUGGAAGAAUGGAUUUGCUGAGAGCAAGCAAGGAAACCUGUAAACGAACGGUUGAACGACAACAGUGUGGAGCUCUACGAGAAGCGAUCUCUAAUUGUGAUAUCAUGGAAUCAUUGAAAAUCGGUUCUCAACUGCAACGAGAGGUGAAACGAUGUGAUGAAGUGACGGGAAUCAUCGAUCAAAACCCGAUGGCAGUGAUCUCUCAAGUUUCCCAAUUGAUGACCGGAGAGGUUGCACAGGGAUUCUUCAGCAAUUUCCUCAAGGGA
This is a messenger RNA of Mesorhabditis belari, 1968 nucleotides long. NCBI's taxonomy places the organism in Eukaryota, Metazoa, Nematoda, Chromadorea, Rhabditida, Rhabditidae. The record is from the annotation of a GenBank genome assembly.